Messenger RNA from Haliaeetus leucocephalus (bald eagle), 5520 nucleotides. RefSeq names its product transferrin (gene TF). The coding region runs from base 302 to 3382 and encodes 1026 amino acids. Gene Ontology annotation, biological process: iron ion transport; antibacterial humoral response. NCBI's taxonomy places the organism in Eukaryota, Metazoa, Chordata, Aves, Accipitriformes, Accipitridae. The record is from RefSeq and is a predicted model, not a curated record. Gene Ontology annotation, cellular component: recycling endosome; extracellular region; plasma membrane. The transcript has 25 exons.
GAAGCCCCUUGUAAAAUGAAAAGCACCUUGCCCUGCUCUGACUCCUGCCUGCGGAGGGGUUCAGUGCCAAAGUGAAAGGCUUCCUAAAAAUGGGCUGAUCCAGGGAGGGGGGCGAUUUAGGAGCUAUUGAGAAACAAGGAAGGACAAACAGUGUUAGGUCAUUGCUUUUGCAAACACAGCCAGGGCUGUUCCUCUAUAAAAGGGAGAGAAAGCGGCUCCAAAGCCAUCACAGACUUGGAGGGGACAGUCUGUGACCAAGGCUGCUGCAACCCCUCCUCGGCACCUGACUCCCUGCUCAAGUAUGAAACUGGUACUUUCUACUGUGCUGUCCUUCGGGAUAGUGGCUCUGUGUUUUGCUGCUCCCCCCAAGGCAAGUGUCAGAUGGUGCACAAUAUCCAUAGCAGAAGAGAACAAAUGCAACAGUCUAAGGGACCUCAUGCAACAAGAUGGUGUUGCAUUGACUUGCCUGCAGAAAUCAACAUACCUUGACUGCAUAAAAGCCAUUUCGAAUAAUGAAGCAGAUGCCAUUAGCUUGGAUGGUGGUCAAGUUUUUGAGGCAGGCCUUGCCCCCUACAAGCUGAAACCCAUUGCUGCUGAGGUCCACGACCAAAAUGGAGUCUCCACAACCAGAUACUAUGCUGUGGCCGUCGUGAAGAAAGGAACAGGCUUCACAAUAAAUAACUUGCAGGGCAAGACCUCCUGCCACACGGGCCUGGGUAGAUCCGCUGGCUGGAAUAUCCCAGUUGGGACACUCCUCAACCGGGGAGACAUCAAGUGGGAUGGCAAAGACUCGGCCUCCAUCGAGCAAGCGGUGGCCAAUUUUUUCUCUGCCAGCUGCGUGCCUGGUGCUACCACUGAACAAAAACUGUGCCGUCAGUGCAAGGGGGACUCCAAAACCAAAUGCUCCCGCACAGCACCUUAUUCUGGCUAUUCUGGAGCUUUUCACUGUCUGAAAGAUGGAAAAGGAGAUGUGGCUUUUGUGAAACACACAACUGUUCAAGAAAAUGCCCCAGAGGAGAAGGAUCAGUACGAGCUUCUGUGUCUGGAUGGCAGCCGUCAGCCUGUGGACAACUAUAAAGCCUGUCACUGGGCCAGGGUGCCUGCUCACGCUGUUGUGGCUCGAGAUGAUAGCAAGGUUGAUGACAUCUGGAACUUUCUCUCAAAAGCACAGGAGAAAUAUGGUGUGGGCACAACCAGCACCUUCCAGCUCUUUGGGCCACCUGGCAAGAAGGACCCAGGCCUCAAAGACUUGCUUUUCAAAGAUUCUGCUGUACAGCUGAAGCGUAUCCCACCACUGAUGGACUCCCAGCUCUACCUGGGCUUUGAGUAUUACAGUGCUAUCCAGAGCCUUCAGAAAGAUCAGUUGAACCCCAACCGCAGAGAAAACAAGACGCGGUGGUGUGCAGUAGGCAAGAAUGAGAAGAGCAAGUGUGACCUCUGGAGUGUGGUGAGCAACGGGGAGGUGGAGUGCACUGUGGCAGACAACACCAACGACUGCAUUAUUAAGAUCAUGAAAGGUGAAGCAGAUGCUAUCAGCUUAGACGGAGGUUUUGUCUACACUGCUGGUGUGUGUGGCUUGGUGCCAGUGAUGGGAGAAAGCUAUGAGGAUGACAGUCAAUGCAGCAAAGCAGAAGGAGAACCAGCAUCCUACUUUGCUGUGGCUGUUGUGAAGAAAUCUAACAGAGAUAUCACAUGGAACAAUCUGCAGGGCAAGAAGUCGUGCCACACUGCUGUCGGGAGAACUGCUGGCUGGAACAUCCCCAUGGGCUUGAUUCACAACAGGACAGGGAACUGCAAUUUCGAUGAAUACUUCAGCGAGGGCUGUGCUCCCGGGUCUCCUCCUAACUCCCGCCUCUGUCGACUCUGCAAGGGCUCAGGAGGGGUCCCGCCAGAGAAGUGCGUCGCCAGCAGCCAUGAGAAAUACUAUGGAUAUACUGGAGCUUUCCGGUGUCUGGUCGAGCGGGGGGAUGUGGCCUUUAUUAAGCAUUCCAUUGUUGAGGAAAACACUGAGGGCAAAAAUAAAGAAGACUGGGCCAAAAGUCUGAAAAUGGACGAAUUUGAGUUGCUGUGCACUGAUGGGCAACGGGCAAAUGUCAUGGCUUACAGGGACUGCCACCUGGCCAAAGUUCCUACCCAUGCUGUGAUCACACGUCCUGAGAAAGCAAAAAAAGUCCGUGAGCUGCUGGAGAGACAAGAGAAACUAUUUGGAACAAAAGGAAUCGAGAAAGACAGGUUCAAGAUGUUUGAGUCUCAAACCAAAGACCUUCUGUUUAAAGACUUGACCAAGUGUCUGGUCAAACUCCGCGAUGGAAUAACGUACAAGGAAUUCCUCGGAGAUCAAUACUAUGCUUCAGUUGCUAGCCUCAAUACCUGCAAUCCAUCAGAUCUCCUCCAGGUGUGCACCUUCCUUGAGGACAAGCCACUGCAGCCGCCCACUACCCCCGGCGCCCCGCUGUGCAUUAACGCCCCUCGCCUCAUGCGCCGGGACCCCCCAGGAACUACAACUCCCGUGAGCCCCCGCGCCCCGGACCUCCCGACGGCCCUUCCCGGCAGGCCGCGGGGCCGGAAGCGGAAGCGGUACGGCGACGUGUGCGGUCGGCUGGCCAUGGCGGGGAGGCUGGAGCCGCACCUGGAGGCGCUGGGGCGGGAGCUGCGGCCGUCCGACCCCGCCGUGCUCUCCGUCCUCCUGGCACUGCUCGCCGUCGCCAUCACGCUGCUGAUCUGGAGGUUCGUGCAGGGCAGGAGGAGCAGCCGGAAGGCGGUGCUGCUGCUGGGCCUCUGCGACGCGGGGAAGACGCUGCUUUUUGCUCGGCUGUUGACAGGCAAAUACCGUGAUACACAGACUUCGAUAACCGACAGCUCCGCAGUUUACAGAGUCAGCAAUGACAAGAGCGCUAACGUGACCUUAAUCGACCUUCCAGGCCAUGAGAGUUUGCGGCUUCAGUUCUUGGAGAGGUUCAAGGCUGCAGCCAGAGGCAUUGUGUUUGUGGUGGACAGUGUGGCUUUCCAGCGGGAGGUGAAGGAUGUGGCGGAGUUCCUGUACCAGGUCCUGGUCGAUAGCACUGUGCUCAAAAAUGCACCCGCGCUGCUGAUCGCUUGCAAUAAGCAAGAUGUCACAAUGGCAAAAUCAGCAAAACUUAUUCAACAGCAGCUGGAGAAAGAGCUCAAUACCUUACGAGUGACCCGCUCUGCAGCCCCCACCAGUCUGGAUGGCUCAGCUACUGGGGGACCUACCCAACUGGGGAAGAAGGGCAAGGACUUCGACUUCUCCCAGCUACCCAUGAAGGUGGAAUUUGUGGAGUGCAGUGCUCGGGGCAGCAAGGGAGAGGAGGGAGAUGCUGACUUCGAGGGCCUUGAGAAAUGGCUGGCCAAGAUUGCCUGAACGGAGAAGGGCAGGGCUGGAGGGAGAGACCUGGGGAGGCUGGGGGGCAGGACACUUGGGGACUGAAAGGAAAAAGGUGGUCUGAAGCACUCAAAUCUCAUCUUGCUGUAGAAAGAAGAAACUUAAGCUGGAAGUCAGCAUUGUGGUAUCUUCCUCUGCUGCUAACGGGCUUGGGAGCAACAUGACACAAUUGCUGGUGUGAUUUCCUCUGUCUCUUCACACUGCAACGUUUUUUUCCUCUCCCCUCUUCCUUUAUCUUCCUCUGGGAUGUUGAUCCUCUGGCCUUCUGUGUUUCUUUAAUAAUCUUUAGGCUUUUCAUUUGGUAGUUGCCAAGCAAAUUAGGAAGGAGUGCACUUCCAGGUGAGAUUGGAGUCUGCGUGUCAUCUUCUGCCUUGGUUUAGCUUUGGAACCCUGUUGCCUCUCAGAACUACUGAUCACCUCCUGAUUCGAACUUUUUUCCCCAGCCUCUCGCUGCUUGGGAGCACUGUGCACAUCACCUAUGCUGCCCCAGCAAAGUGCAUAGACUCUCUCUCAGUUGGGCAAUCAUUGAGGAGAGUAUAAAAAGCUGUUUUCCUCUGUCUCCUACCUUCCUAUUCUUCCAAACUGGUGCAGUCCCGUUUCUGUGGGACUGGAGUGAUCUAUUAAAUGCCAAAACCAGGCUGGCUGCUCUGCCUUUGUCACUGUGCACUCCCUGUGUCCAGCUGCGGUGCCUGUGUCUUUGGGUGAUUUCCACUGUUGGACAGUUCUUGGGAGUUUUUCUUUAACCGAAGGCUAUGUCUUGAAAGCUUGUUUUGCUCUGCUUCUCCUUCCCAUACUUCAGGCUCUUCUCCCACAGACAUGUAAGUACACUCUCCAAGUGGCGGAGUUACAGUAGGGUCUUCACUUGAAAUGGUGAGGUGGGCAUGUUUUUAGAUUCGUACCUACAUUACGUGUGAGAUCUGGCAUGAUAGGCAUUUGUUGUGCAGUCUCCUGCCUGUCUCCUGCUCCAGUGAUGGCAGUAAGAUAUUUUUUGUGUGUGUAACUAGUCAGCAGUUGUGGCAAAGUGAGAGGAAAGGUCAAGGAACUGCUAGCACAUUAGUCUGAUUCCUGCUCCUGAGGAAGAUGCUCAAUGAAGAGGGGGAAGAAAUGUGAGAUUUUCCCAGUUCAUUCUCAUUUGUCUGUGGUGUUUAAAGCCAAAGCUGUUGCUGUGUGUGAUCUCAACUGUUAAUCUUGCAGGAAAGAUUCAGGGAAUGCCUGUCACUGUAGUUAUCUCAGUGGCUCACGAGGCUGCUCAGAGGCUUGGAGUGUUGAAAGGCUCUGAUUCAGCAUGCUUCUAACUGCCCAAGGGGCAUUUGCUCUGCUCCUUCCCAUGCUCUGGCCGGGAGCAUUGGUUAUCCAAAGGGAGAUCUUCCAGCAGCAUUGGUGUUUGGUCAGGUGGGAGACAAGCCCCUGGUGCUGUGCUAGGCAUUCAGCUUCCCCUUCCUGAACAGCCUUAAAACACAGUUGCCCUGCCCAGCAACUUCAUAUAGCUUUGUGUUCUGAUGGGCUGUCAUUUCUGUGCAGCACCUAUGUGAGGAUGAUUGCUCUCCACACCACAUAUUGUGAAGUCCUACGGCAUUGAAAUUUUUCCUUUGUUUUGUUGCUUCCCCUUUUGUUUUAGGGUAGGAGGGAGUGGCUGGCUCCUGAUAGGCUUUUUAUGUCCUUUGCAGGCUCCUCUCUGAUUUGAUGCUUCCUUCAUCACUCAACUAGUCUUGUGUUCUUUUCCUUUUCGUCUGGGGCAUUCUCUUCUUCCCUGUAGCAUUGCCAAGUGUUAGUAGCAAGAGCAAGGUCCUGUGCUCAUGAUGGAGCUGGGCCUUGCAUUUCUAGUCUUGUGAACCCAGUGGCUCUUCUGCUAUCCAUGCAGGAGGUGGGGAGGGUUAUAUUCACAAAGUAUGUUAUAUUCUUACAUUUCCUGCAGCCAGAGCAUUGUUGGAACAUGUUUGUCAUGCUUUGAACUCCUUUAGCUGGAGAUCCUUCCUAGGCUGCCUGCUUUGAAUCUGUAAUGCUGAAGUGAGAAUAUUGCUGUUUCUUUGGGUGGUUAUUCUACUUGCAAAGACUUGUCUCCUUGAAAAGCAGAGGCCAAGCACCAGCCUCUGCUGGGUUAAGGGGGGAAGGUAGCA